AUGAUAAUUCAUACUGGUGAGAAACCUUAUGAAUGUAGACAGUGUGGCAAGGCUUUUAGUUGGAUCUCACACUUUUCUCCACAUCAAAGAAUUCAUACUAGUGAGAAACCUUAUGAAUUUAAGGAAUGUGGAAAGGCUUUUAGAACUAGCUCAUAUCUUUCCCAACAUCAGAAAAUUCAUACUGGUAAGAAAACAUAUGAAUGUGAGGAAUGUAGAAAGACAUUUUCUUGGAGUUUCUAUCUUACCAAACAUCAGAGAACUCAUGUUAGUGAGAAACCCUGUGAAUGUAAUAAAUGUGGGAAGGCUUUUAAUAAGAACUCAAAACUUGUUCAGCAUCAGAUAAUUCAUACUGGUGAAAAAACUUAUGAAUGUAAACAGUGUGGAAAGGCCUCUACUAGGAGGUCAAGCCUUAUUCAACACGAGAGAAUUCAUACUGAUGAGAAACCUUAUGAAUGUAAGGAUUGUGGAAACACCUUUAGUUGUAGCUCAAACCCUUCUCAACAUCAGAGAUUUCACACUGGUAAUAAGCCCUAUGAUUGUAAAGAAUGUGGGAAAGCCUUUAGUUAUCACUCAAACUUCACUGUACAUAAGAAAAUGUACACAGGUGAGAAACAGUAUGGCUGCAAGAAUUGUGGGAAGGCCUUCACUAGGAGUUAA
Felis catus (domestic cat) is the source of this 657-nucleotide messenger RNA. Its product is annotated as zinc finger protein 383-like. The transcript has a single exon. Lineage: Eukaryota; Metazoa; Chordata; Mammalia; Carnivora; Felidae. Gene Ontology annotation, molecular function: RNA polymerase II cis-regulatory region sequence-specific DNA binding; DNA-binding transcription factor activity, RNA polymerase II-specific. The coding region runs from base 1 to 657 and encodes 218 amino acids. Gene Ontology annotation, biological process: regulation of transcription by RNA polymerase II. The record is from RefSeq and is a predicted model, not a curated record.